Molecule: messenger RNA, 2666 nt
Organism: Scatophagus argus
Lineage: Eukaryota; Metazoa; Chordata; Actinopteri; Scatophagidae
Gene: gprin1
Product: G protein-regulated inducer of neurite outgrowth 3
Exons: 2
Coding region: 268-2460 (730 amino acids)
Biological process (GO): neuron projection development
Cellular component (GO): plasma membrane
Source: RefSeq, a predicted model, not a curated record
ACCGUGGUUUCCAGGGAAACUGGAAAUGUGAAGCUUUUCAGUAGACACAGCCACAGCUUAAAGAGGGAGGACUGCCUAAGAUAGAUUCUUCUAGAGACAAACCUGUAGCCACUGCAAUCACUAUCAAUCAACAGGGGAGGUAAACGGACAGAUGUGGGUCCUGAUCAACGUUGAGAUUUGCUAUGACUGACCCAAAUUUGAGAGACAGUUAUGGAGCGACUUCAGUCUGACCUAAAGUUCUGAGGUAUUUCAACACUUAAAUGCAGAAUGGGAAGUCUUAAGGAUGAGAUGAGAGGUCUCAGAGAGGACCACAAGCCUUGUGAGAAGGCAGAUGAUGGAGAGUGUCCAGGCAGCUCAGAUGUCAGUGCUGUGCCUGAGGGAUCUCAGAUUAACACGAGUCAAGAGUCAACAAGCCAAGGGGGCUAUGAGCCAGAACUUCACAUGAAUGCCAGCUACGAUGAAGAGACAGACAAGAAUCCAGUAUCCAAGCGUCAAGAGCUUUUAGGAGGGCUUUGUGACAACACUGACCAAUCAGACUAUCCUGGAGUUAAAGACUCCAUGCAGACUGCUGCUAUCCCUGUGGUACAACAACCUGAAGCUGAGAAAACAACAGCAGCUACACAUGACACAACAAUCUCUAACAGGUUCCUGAGUGAUGGAGGGGAAGAUGGUGAAAUUCAGGGGGAAACAUCUGAGGAUAAAAACAUGGAUCAUGGCCAAGAUAAAGAAGCAGAAAUUGAGAAUAUCUUGGUGCCCGUACCAUCAACUCCAGGCCUCUCUGAUCCGUGUUCCCCAGCUCCUGCUGGCCAGCACCACAUGCGCACACAGGUCAGCCUUGAGGUGGUCCAGUGUCACUCCGCAGCCACCAGCCCCAUGACUCCUCCUGAGGGCGGACACUCUUUCUUCUUCCCAAGCUCUUUUGGGAGAUUUGGAGCUGUAGCUGCUAACACGAAAGAUGCUGAGCUACAGGUGGGUCAGCAGUUGGAGUACUGCUCUGUUGCCACAUCCCCCAUGACCCCAAAGACUCCAUCGACCACAGCUUUCCCAGAGCUUAUUGGUAGGGAGAUGGUGCAGAAGGAGAAUGUGAAAAAAGAUGAGGGACAGAGAGAAAGUGACCCCUUGGCAAAAAGACCAAUAGAGGCUAAGUCAGAGAUAACUGGAGAUUCGAAAUUUACCACAUCAAAAGAGCUGAGUGAAGCCUUCAGCUGCAGCGUGUCUCCAGAGAGUCUUUCCACUUGCCCUGCCACCGUUGGGUUAAUAUAUUCACAAGUAAAUCUGGAGGAUAGCAAUCAGCAAUGCAAGCAGCCAAGGAUGGGAAGUAUGGAUCAAGACAUUACAAUCAUGGUAACUCACUAUAACAACAAUGAUGAAGAAGAGUCAUAUUUGUAUCCCAUAGAACCAGAAAUGGUCAAAAUAGAUGAAUAUGAGGAACUCGGAGGAAGCAGCAGUGAAGUGAAGAAGGAGGACGGAAAGGAAAAUAUCCACAAAGAAUAUGCUGUUCCUGAUGAUGCACCAGACAACUCAAGCACAAAGUCUCCACAAAGAACAACUGAAGAAGCCUCUGUUUCUGCUUGUGAUGAAGCAAAAACAGGGGUGAAAUGUGAAAAUUCUGACGUAAAAGAAAACAGUGGUGGAAGUGAAGAACUUAGAGAUGUUUCCGUGAUGAAGCAUCCAGUCCCUGAAUCUCCAGCUCCCUUUGGGUGCCACAACAUCCGCACACAAGUGAGCCUAGAGGUGGUACAGUGUCAGUCUGCAGCUACCAGCCCCAUGACCCCUCCUGAGGGUGACCAAGCCUUCUACUUCCCCAGCGGGAGGUCUACCACUGUGAGUGCAGCGACCAAAGACGUAGAGCUGCAGGUGGGUCAGCAGGUGGAGUUUCGCUCUGUCGCUACUGCACCUAUGACGCCAAGAACUCCCACCACCACAGUUUUUCCUGAGAUAAGGAAGGAAACUAGUAUAGAGGAGAGAAUAGUGGAGGAGGAAGAGGACAAAAAGGAGCAGUGUGUGUUGGUGGACAAAGAAGAAGAAGUAGUGAAGGAGCAGGAGAAAGCCACUAAAGAGAAAGAGGUGGCAGCAGCUGAAGAGGACACAAAGGAAGAAAGAAAUUGUAAGGAGAAAGGCGAGGAGCCGGUACAGGAGGUGAGCUGGGAUGAAAAGGGGAUGACGUGGGAGGUGUAUGGGGCUGUGGUGGAGGUGACUGUCCUGGGCUCAGCCAUCCAGAAACACCUGGAGAAGCAGGUCAAAAAGAGGCAGCCCUCCAUGCCGCCCCCACCCCCACUCAACCCCUCAGCCAUGCCCCUGUCUUCAGAGUGUACCCAGGAGGGUUCAGGACAGGGCCGGGCGGGUAAGAGGAGAGAGCGGGAUGGGGAGGUGAGCCGACGCAGAAGAAACCCCUUCCGCCUGAUAAUGGAGAAUAUGCAGCAGCCACAUUGUUGCUCCAAGGCCCAUACCACAGAGUGACGUAAGAAAUGUAAAAGAAAAAAAUCCUGUGCUGAAAAAUCACAUGACAUCUGAUGUAUGUGGCAGUGAUACAGAGGAUUUCACUGGGCUACUUCAGUGUGGCAUUGUCUUGAGAAGCAGGAGACCUCCUCACAGGAGACAAAGAAGCACAAAAGCAAUUAAUAUACAACUACAACUACUAAUAUGGAGCGCUGGUCACUGAGAAU